Messenger RNA from Mytilus californianus (California mussel), 4576 nucleotides. RefSeq names its product protein FAM228B-like. The transcript has 10 exons. Lineage: Eukaryota; Metazoa; Mollusca; Bivalvia; Mytilida; Mytilidae. The coding region runs from base 429 to 1601 and encodes 390 amino acids. The record is from RefSeq and is a predicted model, not a curated record.
CCACCAGAUCAACUGAAGCGCUACAUUGUGAGGGGCUAGUCUCCAUAUUCAAAUGCGCCCGUCCUCUGAACCAUGAAAUCUUCUCUUUUCACAAACACACUUCAGAGUGAAAUUUAAUAUUUUCUUUUCAACUAUAUUCCUUUGUUUUAGUAAAACAAUUAGCUGAUUUACUCCUUUCAAAAUUAAACUUGCAGAAAAAUUUUCACAAUUCGUUUUUCAACUUGUCCACAAAGUCCUAUACAACUAAUACCGUACACCCCAGCAACCAAUGUAAGUAUAAAAGUUCAAACUAUAAAAUAAGAGUUUAUUUGUCAGACUUUUUUGUUAACAUCUUAAAAUUAAUUGGAUUUUAAAAAUCAGCUUCGCGGGAGGAUAUUAAAAGAUUUUUUACUCUGGAUUAAUAACUUCACAAUCAUGAUGGACAUAAGAUGAUGAACAGGUCAGCUGUGCAGAGGAGGCGGUCAUCAAAGAGACCAUACUCCACUCCAGCUGGGGCCAAACCUGGUACUGGAAUGGAUUCAAAAAGUUUGAUUGGACAAACACUCAAAGUUCAGGAUUGGCUGAAUGAAAAGACGGUCAAGAGUUUACAGUUGUUUACCAUUCCACAAGCAUGGGUAGAUAAACAGGAAAAGUCUGAUGUGGAAUCUAAGGCAGCCAGACAGCUAUACAAUCCACUCCUGGAAACAGAAAGCACCUUUGUAAAGGAUUUAGAAGAAUACGUUUGUCACAAAGAUGUGAUGGAAUUACGUAAGAAAGAGAUGCUGCACAAAAAGUGGAAUGAUCGGGUUCAUGAACCCUUACGUAAAAAGAUCAUUGAUGUAAUGGACGGUGAUGAUUGGCCAGAACUGGACAGACGAAAGAGGGAAUUACAUAAGCAGUACUUAGAAUUUGUUAAUGAAAAGGGGCAUGUUUUCUUGGACACAAUGGACCCAAGAGAGUAUUAUGCACAAGCUUUGAAUGGACACAGGCCUGCACCAAUUAAGAAUUUGUGCUUAAAGUGGAGUAAGCAUAUGGUCAAGGCUCAGGCGCAUUUCAACACUCAACAUUUCAAGGUACAGACACAAAAGUUCCGUGACCCACUUUUGUCUCAAGGCCGUGAACGUAGCGAGGAGGAGCGCACAAUAAUGAGAUGCAUGACUGGUUACAAUUACACGGACAAGGAUAUAGACCAAGUCAAGUUACCUCCCUUACCUCUUGUGCCACUAGGAAGACAUGGCACAGACAGUAUUAAGUGGCUUCAGAUGCCACUGCAUAAUAUAGAGAGUACUCCACGAAUGGCUAGCAGAAGGAGGAUGCAGGGUGUCUUCAACCAGUGUAACGUAGAUUUUGAGGAAUGGUCUCAGUCACAGUACAACCACAGUCUAGUCGAUGAAGAACUUCACAUACAGAAAAAGAGAAUGUUUACAGAAGUUCCACCCUUUAACAGACCCCCCAAAAAGGUUCAAGGUCUCAAAAAAUGUGUUUCAUAUGAUAGUUAUACACAAGUUAUUCCUGAGGAUAUGUUUAUUAGUAACAUGGACUCAAUUCAAGAGGAAAAAUUGGCCUUUACCAUGGAACAGACUCAGAAUGGAAUAGAUCAACAAACAAUGUCUGUCUCUUAAUCAAUGACCUUGUCCUUUGUAGCUUGAACUCAAUCACUAUGGCAAUAAAAGUGCAUUUUUUUGUGUAAAAGUGAGAAUUAUAGAUGUGAACAGGAGCUUAAGUCUUAAUUUGCAUUUAUUGAUUGUCAAUUUAUGACAUAAGCGGCUUGUAAUGUUUGACUCUUCGUUUCGUUAAUUCUUAAAAUGACUGUUUGCUUUGUACAUAGAUGGGGCACAAGUUUUACUGAUGUUUGUAAAAUAAUUAUGACGAGAAAUUGUUUUGAUUUUUUUGAUUAUUUUUUUUUAUGCCAUUGCUUAGUUUCAUGUCUCUUUUUCUCUGUUAAUUACCUUUUUUUCCACGAAUUGAAUAAGUCUAUUUAUGAUUUAUAUUAUGUUCAAAAUAAAUUUUAAAAUCAUAGUACACUGUUUUUAUUUUACAUUUUCACAUAUUUGUUACCAAAACACUGUAUUAUGUAUACAAUCUUUUUUUUUUUAGCAUUCCUUCAUACUUAUUUUCAUCUUUAAUAGUUCUGCAGAACUAGAAGAUAAAGUUACUGUGAAAUUGUGAAUAUUUCCAUGCUUUUUCUGGUCCAAUUUUUCUUAAUUUUAUACGCCACGAAAUAGCCCAAAAGCGGUGCUUAAAAGUGGCGUUAAAACACCAAAAAUCAAUCAAUCAAUCUUAAUUUUAUAUAGAUAACUAAUAAUUGCUUUAUUAAUUUGGUCCUGGCAGUGUGUUUAAUUAGAUGAUUUUGAGUUUGAAAAGAGUAAAAAAAAGUACCUUGGGUAUAGAUCUUGAUUAUUAAUAAAUUCAACAACUUUUUGUUUUUGGGGGGAGGGGAGAGGGGUCUUUAAAUUGCAAAAAGCAUGAUUGUUAUUUUUUGUACAAGUACAAUAAAAAAGGGAAAGAUUGGCAGGCAAUAGUUUUAUAUAACACCUGUGAAAGAUUUUGAUACCCUGCAGUUUAAGAACUGUGAACUUAUAAAAAGAAUGUGUAAGAUGGACUUGAAAAACUCAAACUAACAAAAUGAAAAAGAAUAAUGAAAAUUCAAACUAACAAAACGAAAAAGAAUAAUGAAAUAAGUUAUUAAUUUUUUACAUAUUAUGUGUUGAAAAUGUUUUGAAUUAACAACAACUUGUUCAUUUUGUUUUAUAAUUUUAUGUGUCAUUUAUAUUAUUGAUUUAAUGUUUUAUACUAAUGCAUGUAGAAAAAAGUCUUCUUUUUUUUUUUUGCUAUCUUCCUAUCCGUGGUACAAAUUUGUAAAUUUUCAACAACAAAAAAGUACUUUGUACUCAUUUCUAAAUCACUUUUAAUUGAAUUUGUAUCAUUUAACUCUGAAAUAGUGGAUGGUUACAAUUGAAAUGAGUUCAAAAUAUUAGAAAAAAAAAAAUCAUAUGAAAUAUACCAGUGGAAUUGAAUGGCCUUUUUUACGUACUGUACAUUUUGAGCAAUUUCAUUUUAAAAGUAUAUUAUUUAUAAGGACAUAUUACAUGUAUGAACAAAUACUAUUAAAAAUCAAAAUACUGUAAAAUGCACCAUUUCUCUCAAAAUAUGCUUAAUCAAAUGUGAUUUUGAAACAUACAAAGUGGCCUUAGAAAGAACAGAUCAUUUGAUUUGAUUUUAGGGCAAAUGGCAUUGAAUAAUAUUUUUAACAUAUUGCCUUUCGUUUUCGUUACUUACUUGAGUUUUAAACAUUUUUAAUGUAAUACAAGUGAUAGAAAAGGACUGAAGUUUUAAAUACAGUUUAGACUCGUUUUAUACUGCUGACCCACGACUGAAAUCCGUUUUUAAAAACAUUUAACUCUUCAUAUGUUUGUGGUCCAAACAAAAAGCUAAAGCUAAUGCCCAAAGUCUCAAGAGGUAAAACAUCUAAUUAAACAGGAUAAGAGUUUUUCUUAAUAACCAAGGCUCAUAGCAAUACAUCUUUUGAGUACUAUUAUCGUACUCAGACUCAGAAAUCAACCAAUGAAAAUAUUGGAUUUGGUGUUUUGUUUACAAAUUUUGUACUCUGAGUACUGAGUAAAGUUUUAUGACUGUAAGCCCCAGUAUAUGUUUCAAAGUGUGUGCACAAAAUAAUUUGUAUAUAGGUUUAUUAGAUAAAUUAAUUUCUUGUUUAAAGCAUUUUAAAUUUUCUCAUGUAGAUAACAUCUACUUACCAUGAGUUAUCUUCUCGUUGCUACCUGUAUAAAUCUCAAUCAAAUAUUUUUUUUUCAAAUUUUUUUACUGAAUGUCAUCAUUUUGGUCUUCCAAUAACUAUUUUAAGGGAAUUUUAAGAUAAUCUAACAAUUUUUCAAGUUACGUUUGUGAACCUAUUCUCUAGUUACAAACUUAUCUAUGCAUUUAUCAAUGUACAAUGCUAGUCAUUGUGUGCAGUGUGUGAAACCAAAGUCGGCGUCAAACGUGUAAAUAAUAAAAGAGCUUCUAUUUUAACUAGCAGAGAAUAGAUAUAACGCUUAUUUGUCCUAAUCAAAACAUUAAAUGAAUUUGUUUCUCGAAAUUUUGCUUUAUUUUGUGUAUUACUUAAUUGUUUAGACAUAUGUGUAGAUGUAUUUGUACCCUCCUGUAAAAUACAAACCAUAUGAAAAUUAGAUUAGUUUAUAGAAGACAGUUUUGUAGGACAGGUUUAACCCUUUCAACCAAGUGGGAAACUUACAGACCUUUUUUUAACUUUAAUUUUGUCAUUAAAGCUUUAAUGGGAGCACUGCCAUCUUUUAAAAAUGAUGGACCCAUAAAAAAAAGUACUUAAGUAUACUUAGUAUGGGUUCAAAGUUGAAAUUUCAAUUUAACCAUGUGUUUCUGUUUUUGAUAUUUACAGGUUUCACUGAAGCAUUUUCUUUACUCCUUUGGACAGGAUUAUCUUUUGAUUAAUCAUGUCAUGUAUUAUUACAUUUCAAAAUGUGACUUUGUGAAAUUAUUUGUCUCUUGUUUCAUGAAAUGUGUUUGUUAUGAAAUCUGUGAUAUUACUCAAUAUGUUGAGAAUACAUUUAAUGAAAACUGA